CCUAACCUCACGGCCUUCCCUCCUAAGCUGGUGGCGGAGCAGUUGACCGUGAUGGAUGCGGAGCUCUUCCGGAAGGUGAUGCCCUCUCAGUGCCUGGGCUCCACCUGGGGCAAGAGGAACAAGCCCGGCAAUGAGCACCUGGCACCCACCGUCCAGGCCACCGUCGACCACUUCAGAAGGGUGGUCAGCCUCGUCGUCACCACCUGCCUCGGGGACCCAAGCAUGACGGCCCAGGACAGGGCGAGGGUGGUGGAGCACUGGAUCCAGGUGGCCCAGGUGUGCUGCGGGAGGCCCAGUGGAGCCCCUCUCUGGAGCCUUGGGAACCGCCUCUGCACCUUUAUCAGCUCCCAGGAUUGCAGUGUGUGGUCUAAGCCCCUGCACAGUCCCUAGGCCCUUCCUGCUAGGGGCCCGCUGACCUUGACUCCAGGUCCCAGUGGGAGGAUGCUCACUUCCUCCCUGGCUCCUUCCCUGGGUUGAGCUAAAAUCCUCCUCCUUGUGAAGUGUUACUCUCUGGGUCCUAAAUGUGCCCUUCUGGGGCUCCCUGAGCAUCUGUCUCAUCCAGGAGGGGAGAUUUAAAUAGAAGGGGACUGAAGCUAGAGCAAGCGUGUCUUU
Molecule: messenger RNA, 612 nt
Organism: Diceros bicornis minor
Lineage: Eukaryota; Metazoa; Chordata; Mammalia; Perissodactyla; Rhinocerotidae
Product: ral-GDS-related protein-like
Exons: 2
Coding region: 52-390 (112 amino acids)
Biological process (GO): Ras protein signal transduction; positive regulation of GTPase activity
Cellular component (GO): plasma membrane
Molecular function (GO): guanyl-nucleotide exchange factor activity
Source: RefSeq, a predicted model, not a curated record